Capronia coronata CBS 617.96 is the source of this 1710-nucleotide messenger RNA. RefSeq lists its product as uncharacterized. Gene Ontology annotation, biological process: negative regulation of rDNA heterochromatin formation; negative regulation of silent mating-type cassette heterochromatin formation. NCBI's taxonomy places the organism in Eukaryota, Fungi, Ascomycota, Eurotiomycetes, Chaetothyriales, Herpotrichiellaceae. The transcript has 4 exons. The record is from RefSeq and is a predicted model, not a curated record. Gene Ontology annotation, cellular component: Rpd3L-Expanded complex; Rpd3L complex. The coding region runs from base 1 to 1710 and encodes 569 amino acids.
AUGAGCCCACGACGCUCCUCUCGUGCCCGCUCCUCGCAACUACCUCCUGCUGGCCUCAACCACACAAACUCCAACAUGUCCAACCCUUCGAGACCAGAGCGAGACCCUCGCGCAACUAACCGUACCAACUCCCCGAGAAGACCGUCGACCCAAAGAUCCGAUUCAGUCGAUGGCGCCGACUCUACCCCUCAAGGGGAGCAACUCCCACCACGUCGCAGUCGACGUAACGGCGUCGAGAAGGAACCUGCCGGCAAGCGACAGCAAGAUGAAGAAGAAAGUGCACUUGAUCCUGACCCUGUCGAAGAGGAGGUGACUCGUUGUAUUUGUGGGCAGGCCGAAUAUCCUGGCCCCUCGGCCGCCACACGACAGCAACAACCCAACCCGGAAGCCCUCAGUGACGACACCGGCAACUUCUUUGUUCAAUGCGACAAUUGUGGGGUUUGGCAGCAUGGUGGCUGUAUGGGCUUGCUGGAUGAGUCCAUGCUACCCGACGAGUAUUACUGUGAGCUGUGCAAGCCAGAAUAUCACAAGGUCACAAAGUCUCCCAGUGGCCUGAAAUCUUCUCGCUACCUUCCAGUCCUUGACCACUCCUCUAUACUACCCUCUCCUUUGCCAUCGACGGCCGAUCCACCUCGGAAGAAGGAUGGCAAGAAUAAACAAAGCGAAAGCACCAAGAGAAGAGCCACCAUGAACAGUCGCGGCGCGUAUGACGAAGACGAAAUGCUACGGCGAGCCAUUGAAGAGAGCAGAGAGAUGGGUCCCUUGGGAAAGCGUACCCGGGAUGAUUCAGAAGAUCAAAGAGGGAAAAACAAACGUCAACGGACAGGGUCGAACUCAUCCUCGACCAUGUCUAAGCGGAGUGAAUCGCCUGAUCCGGCUGGAGACGAUACGGCCAGCAAAGGGACUGCUGCUGGCAGGCUUGCUUCACUCAAACUUCGAGGGGCCGCUGCACGAAACAAUCGAGAGAAAGAACUACGAGACAAACAGAAAGAACAGCAAGCAGUGCAACGUGCCGAGGCUGCCAACAAACGAAAUGCUCGGUCCGAACGCAGAAGAGGAGAAGACUCCCCCCCUGCUACCCCCAGCCUCUCCCCGUCCAAGAUGGCUCAGGUCAACGGCAAAGCGAAAGCUGAUACACCUCCUUCGGGACGAUCCAAUACCACUCGGAGAACGGGCAGACCGACUGCGAGAAGGGGAAGACUUGGAAGAAACCAAUACACUCGAGACCACGGCAAUGGCGACGAAGGAGGGACUCCUGCGAGAGACGGCUCGCACGAUAUCAAUGGUCAUGGUGUAUCACCGCCAGGAAUGAAUGGAAUCCAUGGUGAAAGCGGACGCAGCUCCAAGGCCAAGACACAUCCCGCACGAACAAGUUUGAAUGAGAUGAAGCGACGUGUUGCGGCGAUUCUGGAAUUUGUCGGACAUAUGCAAACCGAAAAAGCAGCACCUUCCCAUCAGUCAAGCGGGAGUGCAAGUUCCAAGGGAACCAGCACGCCCACUGGGGUCAAAGGGUCGAUACAUCUCCCCACGUCCAGUUUGGUUCGCGCUGUGGAAGCUGGGCUGAAGGAAGCUCACUCGCAGGAGGAACAGGGUUCACUUGGCGUCAUUGAUGACAAGGAUUUUGGCAAUAUGGGCAGUGUCGAAAUGAUGGAAGCACUGACGAAGGAGUUGGUGCAAUGGCAGACCAUCUUUGGGGUAUACUCGAGAUGA